AUGGAGCGUCAGCUCCACGCUGGCAUGACGGAACGCGUCAUGGACAAUGGAUUCGUCCCAGAGACAUUCCCAGUGACCAACGGAGUGAAGCAGGGCUGCCUCCUCGCGCCUACCCUCUUCAGUCUCAUAUUCUCCGCCAUGCUGAUGGACGCCUACCGUGACGAACGUCCUGGGAUCCGCAUCGCCUACAGGACGGACGGCCAACGCCUUAACCGUCGGCUAAUGUACUUCCAGUCACGUGUAUCAGCUACUUCCGUCCACGAACUUCUGUGCGCCAACGACUGCGCCCCCAACGCCACCUCUGAAGGGGACAUGCAAAGUAGCAUGGAUCUCUUCGUCGCCGCCUGUGACAACUUCCGCCUGGUCAUCACCACGGGAAAGAACGGUGGUUAUGCAUCAACCACCACCUGCGCCCAACUGCAAGUCAUGGACAACUUCACCUACCUGGGCGGCACCCUCUUCCGCACCACCAAGAUCGACGAGGAAGUGGCCCGCUGGAUCUCCAAAGCCAAGCAAGCCUUCGUCCAUCUUCAAAAUACCGUCUUGAACUUUCACGGUCUCCAUCUCAGUACCAUACUCGAGAUGUACAAAGCUGUCAUCCUGCUGACGCUGCUGUAUGGAGCGGAGACCCCGACUGUGUAAAAGAAGCAGGCGCGAAGACUCAAUCACGUUCACGUCAGCUGUCUUCAAUGGAUACUGAAGCUGAGGUGGCAGGACCGGAUCCCCAACACGGACGUACUGGAACGGACGGGAAUCCUCAGCAUCUACGUCAUACUGAGACAGCAACAACUGCGCUGAAGCGACCACAUCGUGCGCGUGGACGACGAGCGGCAACCCAAACUGUUCUUCUAUGGAGAUGUUGAAACGGGUUCCCGCUGGCAGGGAGGUCAAGUCCAUCGCUCCAAAGACACUCUGAAGACUUCCCUGAAGCGUCUGCAGAUCAGCCCGGCCAACUGGGAAGACCUCGCCCGAGACCGACCGCUCGACCUGGAGGAGGACAGUGAAGACAGGUGCAGCGAUCUACGAAGCCAACUGCAUCAUUGCCUCCAAAGUCAAACGCGAGACUCGCAAAUCUCAACUGCGCCCACCCCGCAAGGUAGGUCAACGCUCAACCGCCCCCGACCUGCCCACGCUGACAGCGGACGUUCCAGACACCAACCGGCCUUAUAGGACACUUCCGCACCAUCUGAAGCAACCGGACUUCACCAGUCGCUGUCUCCCCGUCCAACUCCGCCUCAUCCCCACGCCGACAACACCGGCCGCACUAACGAACUCCCUGCCCCCUUCUUCUUCUUCUUCUUCUUCUUCUUCUUCUUCUUCUUCUUCUUCUUCUUCUUCUUCUUCUUCCUCCUCCUCCACCUCCAUUGCCUCACAAUCCUGACGCAUCCACAAAUAUCAACCUCCCCCCCCACCGUCAACGGCAGCGAUAUGGACUCUAUCCAUAUCUGUCCUCAUUGCGAUCGCACCCUCAUCUGGUCGGUCACUUGCGAAUCCACCGCACAGGGACUGGGGAACCAUUGCCUGAAGCACCCACAUACACCCGCUGCAUCCUCCUCAACUGCCCUCUCUGCACCCGCACAUUAA
This is a messenger RNA of Spirometra erinaceieuropaei, 1584 nucleotides long. Lineage: Eukaryota; Metazoa; Platyhelminthes; Cestoda; Diphyllobothriidea; Diphyllobothriidae. The record is from the annotation of a GenBank genome assembly.